Galleria mellonella (greater wax moth) is the source of this 1515-nucleotide messenger RNA. RefSeq lists its product as uncharacterized. The transcript has 2 exons. The record is from RefSeq and is a predicted model, not a curated record. The coding region runs from base 114 to 1295 and encodes 393 amino acids. NCBI's taxonomy places the organism in Eukaryota, Metazoa, Arthropoda, Insecta, Lepidoptera, Pyralidae.
GUUGAAUAGCUUGUCCCGGCAUCACUAGUUUAUUAUUUUAAUGAUUCUAUAUUGUUUUUGUUAUUGUUUUUAUUAAAAUUAUCAACUAAAUUAUAUUUUAUAUUUGUAUUGAAAUGAAUCGUUUUGAUAAAGAAUUUAUUACAGAAUUGUUUAUGGAUAGUGAUAGCGUUUUUACAGUAAAUAGAUUGGUUUUAGCUGUAGCCAAUGUUAUAAAUGACAAUAAUGAUAACAUUACUAACUUCAAUGAAGAGCUAAAUGAAGAAUUCCAAGUUUUAAAAACUAUUUCAACAACAGAUAUCAAUGCAACGUCUGUUGCUAAAGGGGUCAAUAGUUAUUAUGAGAAUACCAUAAAAAAAUUUGAUGAUUAUGAGUAUAUGAAUAAGUUUAAAAUGAAGAAAGCUACAGUUCAAGCAUUGGUACAUUUUUUAGCUGAACAUGUGAUAUGCGAUGGAACAGUUAUUGUGCCUCUAGAAAAAAAGGUGCAUAUAUUUUUAUGGCUUAUGACUAAUGAUACAUCAUAUCAAGAUACUGGAUUAUUGUUUGGGCUACACAAGUCAUCAGUUAGCUAUAUAUUUCAAGAGAUAGCCUCAGCGCUUAGUGAUCAGAGAUAUAAUUUUAUUAAUUGGCCAACUAUUGAAGAGCAGCAUAUAACAAGGUUAAAGGUAUAUAGUAGAUUUAAAUUUCCAAAUUGUGUUGGUUUCCUUGACGCUUGUCGUUUUAAAGUUGGUUCUAGAAGGAAAAAAAAUAAUGUACUAGAUACUGUCCUUAUGCAGGCUGUCUGUGAUGAAUCUCUAAUGUUUAUAGAUAUACAUAUAGGUAGUGUAGGAAAAACAAAGAAAAGUAAAGUGUUUCGGGAAAGUCAACUAUCUCAAGAAUUGAAAAACUUUAUUCAUUUUGACAAUCAUAUACUAGGGGAUUCUGAGUAUAAAUUAAAAAAGAAUUUGAUAACUCCUUUUUCAAGUGAGGAGUUGUUGACUAGUGAGGAAAUGAAAUUCAAUGAGGUGCAUUGGAAGGCUCGUAGUUAUAUUGGACAUGCAUUUGAACUGCUGAAAGAGAGAUUUCGGAGGCUUAAUCAUAUUGAUGUCUGCAAACCAGAAUUUGUUGCUACUCUGAUAUAUUCAGCUUGUGUACUUCAUAAUUUUUUAUUACUUCAUGAAGGAUACCCAGAAAUGAAAGAAGAGGCUGUUGUAUGUGAUGAAGGUGUUACUAUUGAUAGUAAUAUAAUUAAAACUGCUAUUGAAAAACGCCAGUUUUUAUGUAACUACAUUAAUUAUAUGAAUAUGGACAAUAUUUAAAAAUUCUUUUAUGGACCUAUUUAAUAUUAUUUUUAUCAACAUCCAGAAAUGAGUUUUGUCUUGUUUCUUCCACAAAAAAAAAUCAUGUUUGAGGAUCAGAUAGUGAGAUUAUGUUUAUUAGGACUGAGGGAAAUUUUAAGAAAUUUCUUGUAUCCAUACAUACAGCCUAAACCUCUGAAAUUGUCAUAUUCAUGUUUGGAUCAAUAAAAAGUAAUUGUCA